This is a messenger RNA of Belonocnema kinseyi, 2066 nucleotides long. RefSeq lists its product as uncharacterized. The record is from RefSeq and is a predicted model, not a curated record. Lineage: Eukaryota; Metazoa; Arthropoda; Insecta; Hymenoptera; Cynipidae. Gene Ontology annotation, cellular component: nucleus. Gene Ontology annotation, molecular function: nucleic acid binding; protein binding; exonuclease activity. The transcript is spliced from 3 exons. The coding region runs from base 1 to 1953 and encodes 650 amino acids.
AUGAAUACAGGCAGUGCUGAAAAGGUCGUUGGAAAAACCGCGGAAGAACAAGAUUUUGCGGCUAGUGGAUCUGGGUCCAUCACCAGUCCAACUAUGACAAACAGUAGGCGUGCCAGAAAGAAGAGACGAGAAGCUCAACAGGAGUUUAACCAUUCUUGGAUGGCUGGAGCACUGAAGGGGCAUACAGCCCCUGUUCUUGACAUGCAUUUUUCAAGCACCGGCAAAUACCUCGCUAGCUGUGCCGAAGAUUGCGGUCUGAUGCCAGAAGAGGAGCUGGACCUGGUGAAGAGCAGCAAGAAGAGCAAGGCUUCCACAACGUCUUCACUGACAAAGGAGCGUGAAGAAAGGAUGCCCUUGAGUCGCCGUCAACGAAAAAAUCGUACGCGAGCCCCGCGAGAUCAACUUGGAGAACGAGAGGAUGAUCACCACGAGAGUCCCAGUGACUCGCCCAUCUUAAAUUCAAAUCGUCACCACUGGUUACAACGGCAUGAUUGUCACUACCAGGACGCGCCUGACAGGAACACUUCUUCAUGUUUCGAAAAAAGUAAAAACCAAGAUGACGUCCAACUUCAAUCAAAUGAGUCGAAAGAUACUACAAAAUUCAAAAACAAAAGUAAAAACAUUCUCGCAGACAUUUCAACAAUUAGCAAAUGCAAAUCCAAGAAAUCGUAUCUGAGUCCUCAAAGAGAGAAGUUAAAAAACUUGAACGAUGCUACGCUCGAGUGUCUACUUCGCGGAUACUCGCUCAGCGAUGAACAAAUGUCUCACGGUGGAUAUCCUAUCCAGUACAAAGGUAGACCGAAUUACGCGUUUAUUCACAGCUAUCAAGGUCUCCUAAACCACCGCAGUCGAAGCCAACGUUUGGAUGUUAAUGCAAGAGAGUUUGUUCCUGGAAGCACUCUGAGUUCUUGGAAUGCGGUCGAAAGUGAAGCUGAUAGUGGAAACGGCAGCGGAAGCUCUGUCGAGAAUUCUGAUCUCGAGCAGGAGAGUUUCUCCGACAGUGAUAAGUUUGACAACAGUGAGUUAUGUUCUUCCUCAUCUAGUUACCAGGAUCAUUGCAUUUUACCAGGUCCAAACCUGUUAAGCAGAGGACGUCAGUCUGAUGCCUACAGAGUUCAAAGGAAAUGCGCGCGUUGCUUCCUACAGUUUUACAUUGAUGCUAGAACUGGGGAAUACUUUGAUGAACAAGAGUGUGUCUACCACUGGGGCAAACGCCGAAAUGGAUCCUGGGAGUGCUGCCGGGCAAGGCAGUACGAUGGAGUUUGGGGAUGUACCACAGCGAAGAUGCACGUCUGGACGGGCAUCAUACCUGGCGUGACUAAUGGACCUCUUGAGGGGUACGUUUCCACGAGAUCCUUAGGCAAGGUUCCGGAGAAUAGGUGUUAUGGGGUUUAUGGUCUUGAUUGUGAAAUGUGCUUCACAAAUCGUGGACUCGAGCUGGCCAAGGUGUCCGUUGUUAGCUUAAACGGCACUUUGGUGUAUAAUGAAUUCGUGAAACCGGACGCAGAAGUAAUCGAUUACAAUACGAAGUUUAGCGGAAUUACUGCCAAGGACCUCGCUAAUGUCUCUAAAACUUUAAAGGAUGUUCAAAAUGACCUUCUGAAGUUCAUUCAUGCAGAAACAAUCCUGAUUGGGCAUGGACUGGAGAAUGACCUACGUGCUCUGCGUAUUCUGCACGAAAUGGUCGUUGAUACUAGUUUUGCCUAUCCUCAUGACCUUGGACCUCCCUACCGAAGGAGCCUUAAGACUUUAGUACAUAUUAUGCUCGGGAAGGAUAUUCAAACUGAGACUCACGAUUCGAUUGAGGAUGCCAGAAUGGCUAUGGAACUCAUGCUCUGCAGACUACAGUUGGAUUUGAAAGAGGCUGCUGGAUACGGAAUCUAUCUCUGUAUGAAGGAAGGGCUGCAAGAAAUAAGCCCGUGGCCACGACGCAGUUAUUACUGUCAAGCGUAAUACGAAUAGACUUGACUUAAACCGCACAAAGAACGAAACUCAAGGAAGGAAGGAAGAAAUGGAAGGAUGGGAUCGAAUCGAAAUCCUCGCCAAGUUUGUAUUCCGCCAGUGUU